CACAUCUGUAGACAAACGCGCGCACGCGCGUUUUUCUUACACAAACUUGACGAAAACUUUAAUAAUUUACGAGAUAAGUCAUACAAAUAAAGUUAUAUUAAUAACUUAGUGACCAGUUAGUGUCAGUCUGUAAAUUUUAUUAAGUUAGUUACGAACUGAAGUGUUUGUUUUAUAAAUAAGAGGGAAUUUAAAUAAUUUCGUGGUGGAAUAACCAUUGUUUACUUCAGUAAGUCAUGGAGGCACACAUGGAAAACAACAAAAGUGUUCGAGUAUAUACGUUCAUAGAUGACAAUACAGAUAACGAAGAACGCCACGGGAACAAUUGGUGGAGGAAAAUAUGUUUGCGCUGCCACCAAGCGGACUCAACUCCUUCCUGGCGCCCAACGUGGUGGAACCGGCUGUGCCCGUAUCCUUACUUUUCAACUUACAGACAAACGGCACAACAGUUCUGCAUUAUAAUGUUCUUUUUACUCACAUGGGGCAUAUUUUACGUGGAAAUCGGAGCACCAGUCAGCUUUCAAGGAGAACUACUGAGUAUGAGCGUCCUAGUCAUUGCAGCGUACUUAAUCGGCUGGAUAUGGCUGAAGCUGACCACACUACCUGCUUUGAUCGGCAUGUUGCUGACUGGCAUUCUGUUCAGGAACCUUGGAUGGGUCACUAUGACAGAUGAAUACAGGAAACUCAAUCAGGACUUGAGGAAGGUUGCUCUAGUUAUAAUCUUAACUAGGGCAGGUUUGGGUCUCGAUGCUAACGUACUAAAGAAGCACUACGCCGCCGUUUUACAGCUAGGUCUUCUACCGUGGAUUGUGGAGUGCAUAGCUAUUGGUGUUACUACACAUUACCUCUUACAUUUGCCAUGGAUAUGGGGGUUUCUACUGGGAUCAAUGAUAGCCUCAGUCUCCCCAGCAGUGGUGGUGCCAUGUCUGUUUAGACUCAGAGAUGUGGGGUAUGGAGUUUCUAAAGGAAUACCCACUUUGGUACUCGCGGCCACAGCUAUAGACGACUCUAUAAGUGUAGCGAUAUUUGCUAUAAUAUUGAAUGCCAUGUUUUCUACUGGGUCCACCACCUACAACAUUAUAAAGGCUCCAUUAUCGAUAAUAGCCGGUAUCGUUCUGGGGUCCCUGUGGGGAACUCUAGCAUCAGUGGUUCCAGAAAAAGGAGACACCUACGUCGUGCCAUUGAGAUUUUUGUUUUUGCUUUUGGGGGGGCUUUUUUCACUAUUUAUUUCUGGGUACAUUGAAUGGAGUGGUGCAGGCCCACUUGCAAUAGUGUCAUCAGGUUUCGUAGCAGCAUUUUACUGGGAAAAGCAAGGAUGGCCCAUAAACAAACACCCUGUUAGCAACAUCUUUAGAAUUUUGUGGAUAUUCUUCGAGCCUAUUCUGUUUGCUUUUACCGGUGCUCAAAUAACGAUAAGCGAAUUGGACCCGCAACUCAUGCAAAUGGGGGCGAUAUGCUUGGUCUCUUGUUUGGUUUUACGGGUCAUAGCAACUUUCUUGGUGAGCUUCGGUUGUGGGCUCAACAACAAGGAAAAGUUGUUCAUCGGGCUGACGUGGAUGGCAAAAGCCACUGUACAAGCUGCUCUAGGACCCGCCGCCCUCUACUUGGUGAACAACGGUGGUUCUGCAGGAGGGUCUGUCAGGGAAGAGAAGCAACAUGCUGAGGCGUUGCUCGCUGUUAGCGUGCUCAGCGUGGUGAUAUCAGCGCCGCUGGGUGCCGUGCUGAUUGCCAUUACUGGGCCUAGGCUGCUGAAUAAGGAGCAAUCGCCCGAUAAAAAACUGGAAGAAAACAUAACUGCAAUUGAUGCUAUAAAUAAUUCCACUCAUUUAUGAGACCUACUUUCUUAGUUACUUAUUUCAAAAUUUAUUAAAAAAAAUGCUGUUGGAUACGCUUUCACAAAAACUGUGGGUCUAGACAAAGUGCAAAUUAUAAUCGCAAA
Messenger RNA from Ostrinia furnacalis (Asian corn borer), 1936 nucleotides. RefSeq names its product sodium/hydrogen exchanger 9B2. Gene Ontology annotation, cellular component: membrane. Bases 234 to 1829 code for a protein of 531 amino acids. Lineage: Eukaryota; Metazoa; Arthropoda; Insecta; Lepidoptera; Crambidae. Gene Ontology annotation, molecular function: antiporter activity. The transcript has 13 exons. The record is from RefSeq and is a predicted model, not a curated record. Gene Ontology annotation, biological process: proton transmembrane transport.